UCAACCAGUCUAUUGUAAUAGUGGUGUUAGGCCGGUUAGCUGUUAAAUUUUAUGUAGUUUUUCAUGAAGUAGUAUGAUUUUUUCGAGUUUUUGUGUUUUAAAAUGAAAAAGUGUAUUAGGGUGGUUAAGAAAUAGAUCAAUUCAAAUGGAUAAAGGAGAACAUCGUCAGGUUUCUUCGAACAAGUCGAAAAGAAGAGCACUUUUUCAUAUCACCAAGGUACUAUGGCACUUGGACAUAUUCAGACGAAGUUUCCGAGAACUUUAUGGACAUGCUUGUAUGGAAGAAUCGUGCAUAUUUUGUGCUUUAAAGGAGUUAUUUACAGCACUAGGGUCCAGUUCAGAAACUGCUCUUCCUCCAGAUGCUUUAAGGAAAGCUCUUGCUCAAUCCUUUUACGAUCAAAGACGUUUUCAAUUAGGGUUUAUGGAUGACGCAGCAGAAUGCUUUGAAAAUAUUUUAUUACGUAUUCACUAUCAUAUAGCUAAUGAAGAAGCAGAAGAUAUGUGUAAUGCUAACCAUUGUAUAUCUCAUCAAAAAUUUGCCAUGACCCUUGUCGAACAAAGUGUUUGUGGAGCUUGUGGAGCUACCUCUGAACCUCUACCGUUUACUCAGAUGGUUCAUUAUGUUUCUGCAUCUGCUUUAACUGCUCAAGUAAAACAAUUUCCUACUACAGGUCAAGCUGAUUUAUUUGGUCAACUUCUAAAAAAAGCUGGCGGAAUGGGGGAUAUAAGAGAUUGUCCGAGUGCUUGUGGUGCUAAAAUUCAAAUUAGAAGAACAUUAAUGAAUAGACCUGAAAUUGUUUCUGUUGGGAUUGUUUGGGAUUCAGAUAGGCCAACAUUGGAUCAUAUAAUGGCUCUCCUAAAUACUUUGCGUACUUCUUUACGCUUAUGUGAUGUUUUUCACGGAUCAUUCGAUGUAAUUGAUGGGAGUUUACCCUUACAACAUCAGCUUGUUGGAGUAGUUACGUACUAUGGAAAACAUUAUUCUACAUUUUUCUAUCAUACCAAACUUAAACUUUGGAUAUAUUUUGAUGAUGCCAAUGUUCGAGAAAUAGGACCGAGAUGGGAACAGGUCGUAGAAAAAUGCAAACGUGGUAGAUAUCAACCUCUUCUUCUCUUAUUUGCUUCUCCAGAAGGUAUUCCAAUUGAUGCAUCGACUGCUCCUAAAACUAUAAGUAAAGCUACUAAGCUUUCAUUUUGUACAAAUAAUGCUCAAGGAUUAACACAAGGUCGUAGAUCUUUAACACCUAGUCCUGAAAAACCCAUUUCUAAUCAAAUUCAUCGGAGAUCAUUAACCCCAACCCUUGAUUCUUCAAUCGGGAUAUCAAAAACAAUUUUAAAUUCGUCAGGAAACGAAUAUCAAAAUCUGGCACAUUAUCAAGCAGUUAUUAAGGCUAAAGCUACCGAAAUGUAUAAUAUAGAUGACUUCAAUGAUCAGCUUAACUCGCCCAAGUCUAUCACACCAAAAUGUGAUUUAGUUCGUCGAGAUUCUGGUAAUUGGAGUGGUGAUAGAAACAGUGCAUCAUCAUCAUCGUCUACUUCAUUAGAAAAUCCUUAUCAGUAUUUUGUUGGUAAAAUUCAAAGCAGGAAUGGAAAUACAUUCGGUGGCGCUCCUCGAAGUCCCAAUAAGUCUAAAGAUUUUACAACAAACAAUCAAUUUGAUUUAGGUUAUGAUUCAUAUUCAUUGUCUUCCAAUGAUAGUUUGCCUUUACAACAAAAUAUUAAGCAUAACUUACAGCUUGCUCAAAUUCCUGAAGGUCAUCAAACUACUCAUACGACAGUAAUCAACAGUUCAAAACAUUCUGGUACAAUGGACGAAGUGGAGCGACUUUGUGCUGAGGCUGAUCAAUUAUUAGGAAAAUCUGAAGUUGCUGAAGAUUUAAUUUUGGCGUUGUCUUUGUGUAAUGCAGCUGCUGGUAAAGCUCGAGCAGCAAUGGAUGCACCUUACAGUAAUCCACAGGUAGCAAGUUUUGCCAGAAUGAAACAUAAUACAUGUGUAAUGAGAGCCCGUAGUUUACACAAACGGCUUGAAGAGCCACUUCACUCAAAUAAACAUGGUGAGGGUCGACACAGUCGAGAAGGUAGUAGCUGUAGUAACAGAGGUUCUCCAGGAACACACAGUCGUCAAAAUUCAAAAGAUAAAACUACUCAACAUACAAAACAGAAUAGUAAAGAAUUACUUUCUUCAUCACAGCAAUUGUCCUAUAUUCAAACAUCACCGGUAGAUAAAUCUGUUAAAAGUAUUGAAAUCUAUGCCACUUUACCGAAAAAUAAAAAAGGGCUUUUAUCACGAUCAUCGACUAAAACAAAACAAGUAGUGGAAGAUGAAGAGUAUCUAAUGUACGAGAGACCCAGUAGAAGUUUACAAGCUAAAAGCAAAGCCCAUAAAAAAGAAGGUGAAAAAAGAGCAAGAAGUGAGGAACGUGGAACUAAAAAUACUAAAGAAUUCGUGACUAACUCAUUGACAAAGGAUAAUAAAAAACAAAAACCAGAAGAAAAUAAACAAGUUAAAAAACAACACAAAAUAAGAAGAAAACUAUUAAUGGGAGGUUUAAUCCGACGAAAAAAUCGAAGUAUGCCAGAUUUACGAGAAGACGAAUUACAAAUAAAGGGAUCGCCAGUGAAGGAAAAAUCAAUGUCCAAAGACGAUUCAAUGGUAGACUCUGUAAGCAGUCAGCAUAAUUUAAGUGGUUAUUUAUCAGAAGGACAUUUGGAAACUACGGAAAAUCCAAAUUUGUUGAGAAGUAAAUUAAUGAAAAAAAGUUUUUAUACCAACAAAUUUUUGCAUUUUGCUAAAGUUCCUCCUCCUCCGCCGAUGAGAACUUCUUCUCAGUUAAGUAAAGAUUCAAACGCAUCACAAAAUGAUUGGUUUUGUGAGCCACAGUCACUUCCGUAUAUUCACCUACAUAAAGAAGAAGUGACAUAUGCCAAUGGGGGAAUACUUAUAGAGAGAGAUAGAGAAAACAAAAAUGUUAUGAUCACACAAGCUCAAGUACAUCACAACCCUGAACAAAAUGAAGUCAAUAAUAAUAUUGAUGACCUUGGAUUUCCGUUACCACCUUAUCCAAGUCCAUUAAAUUCUGUAAAUCAUUCUAGACAACCAAGUGAAGAAUUUCCACCACCACCUGUUGUAGUUGAUGAAGUAGAUGGAUUCUAUCCAAGUAUGCCAAUGGACCAGGUAAAAUCAGAAAUAAACCAUGAAGAAUAUAGUGAUCUUGAAAUUCAGCCUUCUCUAGUUACUAAAAUGUUAGACGUUCAUGCAGAUCAUCCGUAUCAAGAUUUAGAAUCAAAGUCUAUUGUAAAAGACUUAAAAAGUAAAUUUGAACAAAAAGGUAUUAUUGACAACUUGAUUACACAUGCUAUUAGUAAUUUGCCCGCUGAUAGUAUUAGUGAAUUUAUUAAAGUUGAAGAAGAAAAGAAGACCGAUAAAGAAUUAAAAGGAGCACUUACCAAAUGUCAAUUUGAUAAUAAUGAUUUUAGAAGAAAAUCAGGGAAAAAGAAGAAUGUUACUUUUUGUGAACAAGUAGUUCUAGUCGCGACUGCUGAAGAAGAUGAGGUAGAUAGUUAUAUACCUAAUCCUAUUUUAGAAAGAGUCCUUAGAUCAGUUCUUCAUAAGGAUGUUCCUGCGAUUGAGUCAAGUCGCGAAGUAACCAAAUCUGUAAUUCCAUUGAAAAGAAAUGAUUCUGGUCAGUUCAAUCGUAGUAACUUGACCUUAAAACCAUUUGAUAAUAGUUGUGAAGAUAAAUCAAAUGUUGAAUUAAAUAUUGAUGUGCCAUCAAAAUCAUAUUGUAUGUCCCCAGUUAAGCAAAUAGUGCCACCACAUUCUCCAAUAGUUCAGAACAAACAGAAGGCACUAUUACCUGAACAAACUCAAAAACCAGCCGAAACAAAUAAAAACUACCGUACGUCACCUAUUCAACAAAAUGUUACACCAUUAACACAUUCGCCAAUUACCCAAUCAAAAUUUAAGUCGACACAAUUAAGCAAUACAUUGUCGAACUUAACUAUAAACUCAAUGGAAAAUAAUCAAUCAUCAUCUUCUAACAUAACUCAUAGGUUUUACCCUAAAUCGCAGCAAUCAUCCCAUUACCCACAGCAACAUCAAAGUCUUUCACCUAUGGUUCAACAAAUGUCCAUCUUAAAUAAUGAGUCUCAGUCCUUAAAUUAUCAACAAAUAAAUGAAAAUAAACUAAGCUCUUCACCAAAUUCAAGAUCAAAUCAAUCGUCUUUAGAAAGAGUUGCUAGACAGAUUAAUACGUUGCCCAAUAAUUAUUAUCCACAAAAUUCGUCUGUAGAUGGAAGAAGUAAUUUUCGUUUUAAUGGCGAUACUCAAUCUCAGGCUAGACAACAAGAUAACCAGUCUAGUUUAGAACUGAAUUCACAACUAAACUCGUAUCAAGGAUCCCCUGGAACUCCUAGAAUGAAUUACUCACAAAAUGGACUACGAUCUACUUUGCCAAACACAGAAUCAAAUAGUAAACACCUAAUAAACGAAAAUCGAUCUUACAAUCAAUUAACAACAAAUCAGUAUCAAUCUCAGUCAUCCGAAAAGGGAAGUAAUAAUUGUGCAAAAAGUUUAAUGGAGAAUAGAACAUCGUGCUAUGUGCGCCAACCGAGUCCUGAGAAAAUACAUUCUGUUAACUAUAUUAAUCCUGGAAUUAAUGAUCAUAGGCAGAAUUAUCUACCAGUAGUUGCUAACAUUCAGAAUAUUCAACAACAACAGUGCGAAAAAUUAAAUCUUUUGCCAAAUAGUACUAAUCAACAAUUUGAAAAUCAAAAUAUGUCUCAGCGUAAUAACAAUACUGUAAAUAAUAAUAAAUCAACUGGUGGUUAUCUUCAACAAGGUGUGUCUGCUAAUCAAGCUCAACUAUUAGAAAGAAUGGCUCAGCAAUACGAUGCAGCUAAUAAAGCUGGUGGGUACAAUCAAAAAGGACUUCCAUCCUUGAAUGGUCAGUUUUUAACCAAUAAUUACAUAUCUAAUGAGUUAUCUAGAGGUGGUAACUAUCUAGCACAAAGUUCUACAGCUCAACCGAGUAAUCAUAAAAUGUCACCCAUUAUACAACAAGGACCUAACAUAAUACAAAGACAACGAAGCAUGGUUAAUGGCUUUCAUUCUAUGCCUUAUAACCGUACUGACAAUGUUACACAUUUACCUCCUGCUCAUCCUAAGAAAGAUCAAAUGCAACCUCAAUCUUCUAGACCCCAACCUGAUGCUCAGAGUAUUUCGUCUACUAACUCAUCUUCAUCAUCUUCACUUGAUCGCAAGCAACUUCAACAAUAUAACUGUAAUAUAUCUCAGUCUGAUGGAGGUCAACCCAGUCUGCAAUCUAAAAGUCGACCACCAAUAAAUUCACCAGUACAAAAAAAUAACAUAGCAACUGUUCGUAGACCAAUAACAGUGUAUGACCCUCUUUCACAACAACUACCACCGUAUCAGCAUCCACCUCCACCAGUUUCAUAUAAGCAACAACAACAGUCAUGCAGAAGUAAUAAUAAUGUAGCUUGCAAGCCUAGAAGUACAACUCCAAAUGGUAAUAAUGAUAGAUAUAUUGUUUAUCAACAACCCCCAUCACCCAGGCUACAAGACAAGUCAACAAUUUCCUCUAGACUGUCUCCGUGUAACCUCUGUCGUAAAAAAAUGGUUAACCAUCCGUCCAUAUAUUGUUCUGACUGCGAUUUUUAUAUGUCAAGAUUUAAACCUAAUAAAGCUCAAUCAACCACAUGCUAAUAAAAUGUAUGACUGGCUAAGAUUAUAAAGAGAUCUCCUGUCAUGUAUCUGUGAUAUGUAUAGUGGUAUAAUAUAAAAUGUAGCUAAAAUUAGGUAUCCUUAAAGUAUUUAAAUAAAAAAUUAGUAAACGAUUGAGUUAUUUUAUUUUAUUAUUUUGUAAAGUUCAACCAUGAAUGAUAUUCACAAUUUUUUUGUAUAUGUGUUAUUGCAUACAGGAAUUUGUAUUUUUCAUUUUAUAUUUUUAGAUAUUUAUAAAAAUUAUUGUUAUUUGUUUGAUCUCACUAAAAAUUUAUGUUAUUAAUUAUAUAUUAUUUGUUAUUUAUGAAUAUAAUAGUAAUAAUUUUUGUAAUAUUAUAGAAGUUAUUUUAAAUAACUCCUUUAAAAUUAUUUAAGAAACCAUUGUCAAAUUAGUUUGAUAUAGUUUUAUUUGUAAUUUUUACCCAU
This is a messenger RNA of Daktulosphaira vitifoliae (grape phylloxera), 6169 nucleotides long. RefSeq lists its product as uncharacterized. The coding region runs from base 146 to 5725 and encodes 1859 amino acids. The record is from RefSeq and is a predicted model, not a curated record. The transcript has 12 exons. NCBI's taxonomy places the organism in Eukaryota, Metazoa, Arthropoda, Insecta, Hemiptera, Phylloxeridae.